ACCCCGUUAUCGGUAGAUCUGCUCGACAAUGACUGAAGGUGGCUUCGAAAAAAAAAGUAUUGAAGUGUAACGCUCAGUCGAUAUAGAUUCAGUAUCUCGGGUGUUGUCAGUGUAUCAAUCUUUGACACCUACUCGAACUGAUAGUAGCGUGACGAAGAGCCCACAUGGCUUGAAGCUACCUGAGCGCGUAAGUCUGAUCAGUGCAGUUCGGUAGUCGCUAAAGGGCAUAUCGCGUGGAGCGUGUGUGCAGACAACCUAACACGGAUAAGACCAGUGCGUCGUAAAUCGGUUAAUUUCGUUGGUGCAUUUUGCAGGGUAGAACGUGUUAACGCAAUGAGCCAUAAGAAUCACCGACCGUCGCGUGGAAGUAGAGAUCACUUCGAUUAUGUCAACCAACACCUGCUGGAGGAGGGAGACAAAAUACCCUACCUCGAUUCCGCGGAUGAAGAUAGUGAAGAUGAUGACGAUGACGACGACGAUGAAGAUGAUGAUGAUGACGUCGGUGAUGGUGGUGGGGGUACCAGCGGAAACGCAUCCGAUUCCGAAGACGAUGUAAUGACCGAGAGUCAGGAGAACCUAGCGAUGGCUUACGUAAAUCGGUACAGAAUGCCAUCGCUGGCGGAGCGUCGUAAUCAGGAGAAGUUAACCGUUACGAUCGAAAACGAGCGGAAUCCUUCCGUGAAUGUUCUAGCGGAGGAAGCCAAGGACAAACACACGGAACUUAAGAUCAUCCAGGAACGGGCAGUGGGCCUCCGACGGAAUUCUAUCUCGAUGCCAACCUUGACGACGGACGAUUUGGAAGCUCUGCACCAGGUUCGAAAGGAUGAGCAGGAGAGUAAAAUAUUGGUGGUUGAAACCACGAGUAUCAGCACGGAAACAACAGUGACUCCGUCAGAGACGCCAGGUACGCCGAUUAGUCUGAAACCUAUGCUACAGUAUGAAGAUGAAAGUGACGAAGAGAAGAAGCCGGAGAGUCCGAAGCACCUCUUCCGGAGUAGACGCCGAGGAUCGAUUGCCCCGCUGCCGGCCCUGAGGCUGAACGAUAAGGAAAUGAUGGCGAAUGACUUCGACACGCAGAGUGUUCUGAGCAAUCAGAACUCUAUCACUAGCGUAAAUUCGCUGGCCAGUCUGCUGAAGGAGAAAAUGCAGAACGUUCCGGCCAUGAUACGCAAGAAGAGACGGGAAACCAAAGACUACAAACUGCGCGUCUUUGUCGGCAUGCUGUUUCUUAUCAUCGUAUUUCUCGUCGGCUAUGCUUACAUCAUGUACAACCAAAAGCUACUGGCGAAGUCAUACUUCGAGUCGGUAAAACUACAUAAAAUUACCAGAGCCUUCCGUAUCCUGGAUCCUAAAGGGAAUGAUUUACUCACGGGGCAACUGGCGGUGAAUAGUUUCAUCGAAAAACCGUACAAUUGUUUGCCCCAGGACUUGCGGGAUGACGGUAGUCUAUGCUAUGAGUGGAAUUCUAUGGCGAGAUUGUACAUGAAUCUGGUCAAGACCGUUUCGCCGGAUAUCAAAUGCUACAGUUUCAGUUGGCAAACAUUGACAGAUAAUUACUAUCCCACGGAUUGCUUCGAUAUUGGAGAGGAUCGAGGUUAUUGGUAUGGUGGAGGCCUUACCAAUGGAAUUGAUUAUCCCUUGGGCAAGGCAUCCUUUGAUUUUGCUCCGUUCAUUACGGGUGAUAUCAAUGUGCAGCAAUGGGGAAAUGCGGUGAAAAGGUAUUUUCUGAACUCGAAAGGUAUAGCGAUUCGCGUGGAUGAUAGAACACCGCUCUAUGUUAGCAUCAACAACGAUUCCAAGAAUCGGUUCUGUUUGCAGGGUAGAAACGAUAAUUUUGCAUACGCGAAUAGACUGACAAAGUAUCCGGAGCUAACCUAUCAGAUAUGUACUGGCCCGGACAUGAAAACCCUGCAUAGCGCUCUUAUGCAGAAAAGUUUAUGGGAUGGUUUGACGGAAAACGACAAUACUGUCAUCAAAUCAUUGUUACGGGAACCGGUUUGGCAGAUUCCUGCAGCUAGCCAGGAGGAACUGACGGAGACCGCUAUUUACAAUUAUACUGAAAAUGUGAUAGUUUCCGGUUAUCUGCGACUUGGUCAUGUUCUUCUCAAUGAAUUCUGGCAAAAGCAUAUCGGAGAUUUCAAACUGGAUAGCGAUCGGUUUCCGACACUGGAGGACACUGUGAACAUCCUGCAUCGUCGAGGAUUUCGAAUAUCCCUUUCGAUUCAACCUUUCAUCAGUACUGAAAGUGCAAACUUUCUGGAGACAGUUUCCAAGAAACUGCUGAUUCAUGAACGGGAAUCCGAGCAAAGCAUUCCGGCGUUGACUCGUUAUAAGAGUCUAGCCAGUGCCGGUGUUAUCGACAUCACCAACAACGAGACGGUUUCUUGGUUGAAAGAUAAACUCAAAAAACUAACCGAAAGCAUAGGAAUUGAUUCGUUCUACGUUGAUUUUGGUAACGCUUUCAGCAUCCCUCGAUACUACCAGUGUUCCAGCAUGCUGGAAAAUCCGGAUCAGUACAAAACGACAUUCAUGAAUCGUUUCGAAGGUAAUCUGAAUAUUUUCGGAGUGUCGAGUGCCAUUUCGGUUCCACGUCCACCGGCGUUCCUCAGUUUGCCACCGGUAAACAGCUCUUGGAGUGGUCUGCAAAACAUAAUUCCGACCCUGCUGGCCUAUGGAGUCAUUGGAUUUCCGUUCAUAAUGCCGGGACCCGUGGGAGGUGAUUUCCUUUUGCCGACCGAAAAGCUAGCAAAAAUGUACUCAUUUUACCCACUGUCAAGUCCUCCUCUUCCGGAAGUGGAACUGUACGUUCGUUGGUUACAGUUGGCAACAUUCCUGCCGGUUUUACGCUUCACGCAUCUUCCGUCUGAGUACAAGAACGACUCGGUUACCGAGAUCGCAAAGGAGCUGUCGAAUAUUCGACAACAGACUGUCGUUCCCUUGUUGGAGAAGUACUCCAGUGUGGCCAUGGACGAUGGACUACCGAUAAUUAGACCACUCUGGAUGCUCGAUUCGACCGACGUGAAUUGUCUGUUCAUCGACGACGAGUUCUCGAUAGGGGAUGGUAUGAUCGUGGCACCGAUUCUGUAUCGAGCAGAUACCAGCCGUGAAGUGUAUCUUCCUCAAGGCGUUUGGAAGGACGGAAUUGAUGGUUCGUUGCGCAAAGGAAGCCGCUGGAUUCACAACUAUCACGUGCCGGCGAACAAAGUGGCAUACUUCGUCAAGAUGCCGGACAAUACACGAUUCUAAGUCACAUUCCAACCUCAACAAUGCCAAACAUUCUCAACCGAGUUCUUUCAUCGAACGAAAGCAUUCUAAGGUGUAAGAGAUUUCAUAUUUAUUUGUCUGAUGUUGAUUGUAUUGUAUUACUUAGACCUUAAACUAGUAUUAAACAUGCGAUAAAAGCUAGCAUUUGUUUCCAGUUGUAGCAACUGAGCAACCUUAUAGAAGUACAUUUAAAUACACUGUAAAUAUAUAAGUUUUUAAACCUCA
Molecule: messenger RNA, 3489 nt
Organism: Malaya genurostris
Lineage: Eukaryota; Metazoa; Arthropoda; Insecta; Diptera; Culicidae
Product: myogenesis-regulating glycosidase
Exons: 8
Coding region: 334-3246 (970 amino acids)
Biological process (GO): carbohydrate metabolic process
Molecular function (GO): hydrolase activity, hydrolyzing O-glycosyl compounds
Source: RefSeq, a predicted model, not a curated record